This is a messenger RNA of Cladophialophora psammophila CBS 110553, 486 nucleotides long. RefSeq lists its product as uncharacterized. The record is from RefSeq and is a predicted model, not a curated record. Gene Ontology annotation, biological process: copper ion transmembrane transport. Gene Ontology annotation, cellular component: membrane. NCBI's taxonomy places the organism in Eukaryota, Fungi, Ascomycota, Eurotiomycetes, Chaetothyriales, Herpotrichiellaceae. The transcript has 4 exons. Gene Ontology annotation, molecular function: copper ion transmembrane transporter activity. The coding region runs from base 1 to 486 and encodes 161 amino acids.
AUGGACCACAGCGGUAUGGGUCACGGAGGAAUGGAUGAUGGCCAAUGUUCCAUGAAUAUGCUCUUCAAUUGGCAAGUGAAAGGCCUCUGUAUCGUCUUCGAGUCGUGGAGAGUCACAGGCCCUAUGUCGCUUCUCCUCUCUCUUGCCGCUAUUGCCCUCCUUACAGCUGGCUACGAAUGUGUUCGGGAAAUAAGCAGGAGAUAUGACGAGAGAUUCAAUGCCAGAAUGAAUGCAUUCAACACAAGCCUUCCGGCGGAAUCAAGCUCACUGCUUGCAGGAUCGGAGUCGAGGGAAGGAGCAGGACGGCAAGGAACGAUUGUCAGAGCUGGUCUAUAUGCCUUGCAGGUCUUCUAUAGUUUCUUCAUCAUGCUACUGUUCAUGACCUACAACGGCUUUGUGAUGGGGGCGGUGGCAGUUGGCGCAUUCAUCGGAUAUGUGGCUUUCAGCAAUAAAACUUCGCCCACCAAAGCUGCAGCGUGUCAUUGA